AUGGCACACGCGGGUAAUGCCACGUCAGCCUCUGACGGCAGCAACUGGGCUGCGCUUCUGCUGGCCGCAGGAUCUGGCGCCGUGGUGGCGGCAGCCGCGUCGUACUACUUCCAUUCGCAGGCGCUCGCGAAGUUCGCCGAGCAGGAUGGCAAGCUGAAGCCGCAGAAGAUGCGCAAGGUGACGACCGCCCCUGCGCGCCGAGCUGCGCCCACCCCGGGCGUGCCGCUGCGCCCGCAGCAGCGGAGUCACCGAAACUCCCAGUCGAACGCCGCCAAUCCCUACGCCUUCGACCCGCUCGCGGGCAGUUUCAGUCCGGGCAGUCUGCCCGGGAAACUUGCGUCCUCGCUGGACCGGCAGGACAUGCAGGCUCUCAGCGCCGCGCGGCUGGCGGCGGCGAACGCGUCGGCGGCAGUGGCGUCGGGGCUGCGAGAAGCGCGCGGGAGGGGCUAG
Closterium sp. NIES-65 is the source of this 450-nucleotide messenger RNA. Lineage: Eukaryota; Viridiplantae; Streptophyta; Zygnematophyceae; Desmidiales; Closteriaceae. The record is from the annotation of a GenBank genome assembly.